GUUCACAUUAAGAGGCAGCACUAUGGGUGCCAAGCAGGCUAAAGGCCAGGAGCCCGCAGGAGCCAGUCCUCAGCACAGUUGGAAGCGGACACCCACCAAGGAGCGGGGAGACAUCUUAGCCUCCCUCAUGCUGAAGUCAGGGGACAGGCUGAGCCGUAGCGGGACGCCACCGCCACCCUACCAGCGCCGGAUUGGCAUGAUCCAGGAGAUGAUGCUGAUGGCCAAACAGGGCAAGCAGGACGAGGCCACGGAGAUGCUGAAGACGCUCCGACAGGACCUAGGCAUGGAAUCAACAUCACUGGAUGACGUGUUGUACCGCUACGCCAGCUUCAGAAACCUGGUUGAUCCCAUCACGCAUGAUCUGAUUAUCAGUCUGGCGCGAUAUGUCCACUGCCCCAAGACGGAGGGAGACUCUCUCGGGGCAAUGGAAAAGGUUUGUCGUCAGCUGACCUACCAUCUCAGCCCCCACUCUCGAUGGAGGAGACAGGGCCUGCUCAAGAGGAAACCUCAGGCCUGUCUGAAGGCAGUGCUGUCAGCCCCUCCAUCCAGCGGGGCGUUGGAUCUUUCCGGCAUCCCUCUGACAGCUCGGGACAUGGAGCGUCUGUGUGCGCACCUGCAGCGCUACGCGUCUACUCUGAUCAGCCUGGAGCUGGGCUUCACUGAGCUCACAGACGAGGCUUUCCUCCUGCUGCUCCCCACACUGGCCUCUCUGCCACACCUGGAGACACUGGCAUUGAACGGAAACAGGCUGACCAGAGCAAUUCUGAAGGAGCUGACAGACGCCCUGAAGGAUCCAGGCAGUUUCCCAAGCGUGACAUGGAUUGACCUGGGCAACAAUGUGGACAUUUUCUCCCUGCCGCAGCCCUUCCUGGUCAGCCUGAGAAAGCGCUGUCCCAAGCAAGGCAACCUGCCGACCAUCCUGGAGUUUGGAGAGAGCCAGGCCAGCGACCCCCCUGAAAGGCUACGGGGGCUUGGGGAAGAGGAGGAAACAGACGACACCAACCGGACUGAGAGCAUGGGCGAGCUCCGUUCGGAAGUAGAGGAAGAGCUGGAUGGAGAGAUGGAGAUAGAGGAGAUGAUGGAAGAGCUGCUGGACUUUGACAGGGAGGUACAAGGGAAGGAGGACGAGGAGGAGAGCAUGUGGACAGUAGGGGAGCACAGGAAAGGAGGGGCGAGGAGGAGAGAGAGGGGAGGGGAUGAGGAGGAGAAGAAGGAUAGGGUAGUGCAGAGAAGAGAGGAGCGCCCAAGGAGGAGGACAAGGGCAGUGAUGGCAGAGUACGAGGAUGACACACAGAGCUGUUCAAGCCAGUCGCAACACUCAUCUGGGGCUGUGGAGCCAAUGAGAGUCGAGGAAGACGAGUUUACCGACCAAUCAGAACACUUUACCUGAUCGGUCCCCACUGCUCAGUUUCUGUUUUACUUCCUGUGUCUACUUCUACAUGGAAGGAGGCGAGAGAAUUCUGUGGCUAAAAAUGCUGCAGUGCUGCAUAAACGUGCCACUCGAUGUUCCUCCCCUGAUCUGAUUUGUGACCAAUCAAAGCUUCAGACGCUGAUGAAGUGGCUGCUGAACUCAGACUGAAACUCAAGCCAAUCCCCAGCAGGAAGUGUGUUUUACCUUAACUGUCUGUUGUUUAAAGUACUAAUAGACCACAGAUGCUAUUGCAUAGUAUAGACUGAUAAAUUAUAUCACGUGAGGCUUUCAUGUAUAGAAUGUUUAUCUAUAUUCAGGUCCUUCCUCCUUGUAAUCCCAGUAAUACCUACAUGUGCCUGUAACACGUCCCGUUACUGGUUAAAAGACAAAGUAAUCAGGGCCUUUAUAAGGAAAUGUUUUUGCCAAAAACUACAAGUGGAACUGUGUAAAAGGCCCACGUGGGUCAAAGGCCAGCCUGAUGGAUCGGAAGAUCUCCUUUGUAGAAUCCCGUUGCUGCUUAAGAAAAUGAACAGAUGCACUGUGUUUUAGUGGAAGAAAUGUGAUGUGAAAUUUGAUGAAGGUUAAAUUAGUAAGCUUAAAAAAAAAACACCCUUAUAAUAUCUAGAGCAAUGAUUGACACUGAAAGAAAAAGGUCCUGUUUCCAAGGCUAUGCAAGGGAGAGCGGGUGACGAUGAGCCAGCUUUUAGUUGAGUCAACCUUUAGCUAAGAGGAGUAAUAACUUCAGGAAAUAAUAUCUCGCUUGAAAACUUAUCAGACAUAGCUCAUUCAACUAAACAAGAUAUUUCAUCUCAAAAUGUGGGAAGUUGAGCCUAAAACAGAUGAUGAUCCAUCUGAGAAAAUAGUAACAAACCAUUCUUCUAACCCUACGUGUAAUUAUUUAGAAUUAGAUCUCAACUCCUGUUUAUUAAAUAGACAUUACAGCUAUUUUGUCUAUAGUGCUAAAAGAUGAAGAUGCAACAUUUAACAUAAAACACCAAUAUAGUCAAAAAUAUAGUAAAAAAAACAACAACUCUGUUUAAGAUAAAAUAUUCCUGUGCCCCAUACAGAUAGUUAUAAAAUCACUGGUUUAAUUAACACAUAUCUACACCAAUCAAACUCUAAACACAGCAUAACCGAAAUAAUGAUCACAACUCUACUAAACUGAGGAUUUGAUCCAUUACCUGCAUCUUUAUGAUUGCUAUUUCAGAAGUAAUAGCUAAAUACAUAACUCUUGGUAUGCAGGAUGAAGUAAAGUUAAUCUAAUGUAAGAAAACCUCAAAACUAUAAUAAAUUAAGCUAAAUUAACUCAUUUUAAAGCUUUGCUGCUGUACCUGGAAAGCUUUGACAGACAAUUAUUUUGUGAAAAGAUCUCCUAGCUACUUCAUCUACCUUGUUCUCAAAAGGAAAACUAAAUUUAAGGUCACAUGACUAAAGCCUACCCAAUUUAUCAGUGGCCAAAUACUAUGGCAGAUAUUAGCAUCCACAUUUAUAACAGCACAAAAAGUUACUUUCAAAAGUAAAAAUGAUAUAGAAGAAUUUCUAAAUUCCUAUAUUGCUUGGGCUAUACACGUAUAGGUGCUCAGAUAUAGGUGGAAGGCGACCUUACCUACUGGCUCAUCUUAUCCCUUUGUCCCCUGCAGUGGAUAGAAGUGUUAACCUCAUUGCCAUGUGUCCCAAAGCCAAGUGCUGAAAUAUUUAGUAGCCUUUUUCCUCAUAAUCCAGGUCAUGCCUCACACCACGGCGCUGUACACUAGAGUGCAUCACACGCUUACAGUGCUGUGUUUGUAUAUAGGUCGCUGCUAUGCUGUACGCUGGGUUACAACACAAUAUCCUUAUACAGUAUGUAGCUCUCACCCGGCUUGUGCUUUCCCUCCAUGUGUCACUUAUAAUCCCUGCAAAGCUUUAAUAAAUAAACUGUAUUUUUA
Messenger RNA from Oreochromis niloticus (Nile tilapia), 3336 nucleotides. RefSeq names its product leucine rich repeat containing 75A (gene lrrc75a). NCBI's taxonomy places the organism in Eukaryota, Metazoa, Chordata, Actinopteri, Cichliformes, Cichlidae. The record is from RefSeq and is a predicted model, not a curated record. The transcript has 5 exons. Bases 23 to 1390 code for a protein of 455 amino acids.